AUGCUUCUGCGCCUUCGCGGGCCCGAUGGCAUGGUCCGCUUGACCGUUGAGCCGACAUCGAGCUUUGGUGAGCUGGGUCAGCAACUGCUACCUCAGCUCCCGAGUACCGUUGAUCCGAGCACUGUCACCUUGUCGAAUGCUCCGACCGGGGGAGACGCAAAGAAGCUGACGGACAUCCCCAGCUUCAAGGUCGCUCAGAUCGGGCUCAAGCACGGCGAUAUCAUCUUCAUCAACUAUCAGCAUAUAUCUUCCGCUCAUGGAGCCGCCAACGGUGAUGCUUCCGCCGUCGCCACCUCGGCACGCCUUAAUGGCAAACCCGUCCUCCCCACCGAGGACGGCCCGAUCGAUCCUAAACCCGAAAGAAUAACAACGAUCUCAAAGCCAUGGGAAGUCGUCAGACAGUCUGCCCUCGACAACCGGCUAGAUAGACUUGAUGGAAAGAUCCCACGCCAGCGUGACAGGAUGUGCCGCCACGGCUCCAAAGGAAUGUGCGACAACUGUCAGCCCAUGGAUCCUUUCGACCCGGCAUACCUCGCCGACAAGGGCAUCAAAUAUCCCUCGUUUCACUCGUACCUUCGAAAGAUUAACGCUUCGACUAACAAACCUGAGCUGGGGGGCUCCUACAUCCCCCCGUUGGUUGAGCCGUACUAUCGAGUGAGACGGGACUGUCCGACGGGUCACCCGCCGUGGCCCGAAGGUGUCUGCUCCAAAUGCCAGCCAAGCGCCAUUACGCUGAAUCCGCAACCUUUUCGCAUGGUCGACCACGUCGAGUUUGCAUCGCCUGCCAUCAUAGACAACUUCAUAGACGCCUGGCGCAAGACUGGGUGCCAACGAAUAGGGUUUCUGUAUGGCAAGUACACCGAGUACCUGGAAGUCCCUCUCGGCGUAAAAACUGUCGUUGAAGCCAUCUACGAGCCACCACAGAACAACGAGCCUGACGGCCUUACCAUGAAUCCGUGGGAAAACCAGAGGGAGGUUGUCGAGGUGGCCCAGCUGUGCGACUUGGAGCCCGUUGGUGUCAUCUGGACAGAUCUGCUGGAUGCUGGUCAGAGCGAUGGCCGGGUCAUCUGCAAGCGUCACGCUGAUUCCUACUUUCUAUCCUCGCUUGAAAUAUGCUUCUCGUCGAGGCUUCAGGCUCAGCAUCCGAAAGCUUCAAAGUGGAGCGACACUGGUCGAUUCGGCUCCAACUUUGUCACUUGCGUCAUCUCGGGCAACGAGCAAGGCGAAAUCGCAAUAUCGUCGUACCAGAUGUCCAACGAUGCGGUCGAGAUGGUACGGGCAAACAUCGUCGAGCCCUCUGCGGACCCGACUGUCAUGCUCGUUCGAGACGAAGAGGAGGACGACGGCUCUAUCAGUCGGACAAGAUACAUUCCCGAAGUCUUCUACCGCAAGGUGAACGAGUAUGGCGCCAACGUCCAGGAGAAUGCCAAGCCCUCAUUUCCAGUCGAGUACCUCUUCGUCACCUUGACGCACGGCUUCCCAGCUUCACCUCGGCCGGCGUUCACCCAGACAGACUUCCCCAUCGAGAACCGCGAGUUCCUAGGCGAGGUUCAGGAGCACUCAUCGCUGGCCAAGACGCUCAAAGCCGGCUCCGCCAUGAAACCCAGCGACAACCUUCAGGAAGUCUCCAACUUUCAUCUGCUAUGCUACCUUGUCAAGCUUGGUAUUCUCUCCAAGGACGAGUUCGCGCUCCUAUGUCGCGUAGCGAGCCAGCAUGAUCUCGCCGACUCGUUCCAACUUCGUUCCACAGAGGGUUGGCAGACACUGCAGGCCAUUCUCCAAUCGACCGGUGAGCGCAUCCCCAAACGUUCUCGGGAACAUGUCGACGAUUUCGCGUCGUCGGAAAAACCCCCCACGUCAGAGACCGGCGAGCCUCUUGCUAAGCGAUUUGCCGCCUUCAGGCUGAACGACACUCACCAGCUGGACCGGAAGCUUCUUGAGUAA
This is a messenger RNA of Drechmeria coniospora, 1944 nucleotides long. Its product is annotated as NPL4 family protein. Gene Ontology annotation, molecular function: ubiquitin protein ligase binding; ubiquitin binding. Gene Ontology annotation, biological process: ubiquitin-dependent protein catabolic process. Bases 1 to 1944 code for a protein of 647 amino acids. The transcript has 4 exons. NCBI's taxonomy places the organism in Eukaryota, Fungi, Ascomycota, Sordariomycetes, Hypocreales, Ophiocordycipitaceae. Gene Ontology annotation, cellular component: nucleus. The record is from RefSeq and is a predicted model, not a curated record.